AUGGACACGACGUCGAAGUACGCGACUCGGACGCCGAUCGCCGCAGUGGCCCUGCAUCCCCGCUUCUCCGAAGAGGAGUACCACGACGACAUCGCCGUGCUAAAGGUGCCGCAGGCGUUUAACUUCGGCCCCUACGUCAAGCCUGUCUGCCUCGACUUCGACCUGGGGGACCUGACCGGCAAGACUGUCACAGUGGCCGGCUGGGGAGUCCAGAAAAGCGGCCUGGGUCCAUCGGAUAAGCUGCGCUACACGAAGCUGCAAGUUCUGCAGCAGUCCGAGUGCGAGCAGAAGCUGCAGUCGUACAAGUUCAACAAGUCUAGCAUGAUGUGCGCCUACGGAGAGGACACAGACGCAUGCCAGGGCGACUCUGGUUCGGCCGUGAUGUUCCGUAAAGGACCACGCUACAUCCAAGUCGGAAUCGUGUCCCACGGUGUAGGCUGCGCCCAGGGCAUGCCAGGAAUCUACGUGCCAGUCAGCGUCUACAAGGAAUGGAUACUGCAGACCAUUGCCGACGGGAGCGCAUUCAAGCCUAUCAUCGGUCAGAAGAUGGUUUAG
Rhipicephalus microplus (southern cattle tick) is the source of this 555-nucleotide messenger RNA. Its product is annotated as plasma kallikrein. Gene Ontology annotation, molecular function: serine-type endopeptidase activity. Gene Ontology annotation, biological process: proteolysis. Lineage: Eukaryota; Metazoa; Arthropoda; Arachnida; Ixodida; Ixodidae. The record is from RefSeq and is a predicted model, not a curated record.